ACCCAAAAACCAAGAAUGAGUUUCCUAAGCCAUGACAAUAUUGGAGGAGGAGGCAUGGUUGCGGCUCUGAACGCGAAGGUGUAUGGAAAUGGCAAUGAAACCCUAGUCCUCUCUCAUGGUUAUGGGUCGGACCAGACCGUCUGGCACGUCCUUGUCCCCACCUUGCAUGCUACUUCAAACUCAUUGUUUUCGACUUGGUCAUCUCCCCUAACGUCGAUCCUAAGCUCUACGAAAGUACUCGAGUUUUGAGGGAUUUACCCACGACUUGAUCUCCCUUCUCGAUAAGCUAAACGUAACUAAGACUAUCUAUGUGGGUCACUCCAUGUCUGCCAUGAUCGGAUGCUUAGCUGCAACUAAAAGGCCUGAGCUUUUCCAACACCUUGUCCUACUCAAUGGAUCUCCAAGGUACCUGAAUACAAAAGGAUAUUAUGGGGGAUUUGAGAGAUCAGAUAUUGAUUCCAUCUUCAUCAGUAUAGAAAAAAAUUUCUGAAAUUGGGUUCAGAAUUUUGUUCCAAAGGUCAUCAGCGUGAACAACACGGUGGCGGUGUCAGAGAUUGAGCGCAGCUUAGAGAGGAUGAAGCCAAACAUUGCACUCAGUGCUGCUAAAACUGUAUUGCUCAGUGACCUGAGAAGGAAGCUGCCAGAAGUUGUAGUGCCUUCCGCCAUAAUUCAGUCUAGCAAAGAUUACAUCGUUCCAAAGUUUGUGGCAUUUUAUAUGAAGAAGCAAAUCGGGAGUCAAGCCAAGAUGAAGAUCCUCAAAGCAGAAGGUCAUUUCCCUCAUCUCACAGCUUACCCUUUGCUUUUGAAAGUGUUGAAGAGAGUCCUUCACAUCAAAGGAUAAUAUAUAGAGAAAAGAAUAAUUAAUCACUCCCUAAUAAUAGUUGAUGAAUUUUUUUUUAGUAUAUACAUUGAAGAAGAAGGAUUUGAAUUCAUCUAUUAUCAUGUACUUUACCAAUUUAGUUAUUAUAAAUAUGAAAUUGUACG
Molecule: messenger RNA, 984 nt
Organism: Rubroshorea leprosula
Lineage: Eukaryota; Viridiplantae; Streptophyta; Magnoliopsida; Malvales; Dipterocarpaceae
Source: the annotation of a GenBank genome assembly